AGCCAUGAGGAAGUACUCUGCCAUAACACACGUAAACAGAACUGAGUUGGGGUUUUUUGUCCGUCUGUCAUGUUGUGUUAACCCCCCAGACACAAGCUGCGUGUUAUUAUAGUGAAAUGGCAGGACAUGUCCCUCGUCUCAGUGAGUCUGUGGUGAUCCGCAGUCUCCGGCGGCUCCGAGACCGAUACUUCCCCGAGAGCAGGCCGGUGACAGCGGCUGUGGACACGGAGCAACAAGACUCUCAUCUGGGCUUUUUGGAAAGUUUACCGGUUGACUUACAGUUCCUGGUCAUGACCUUUCUCUCCCCGGCUGACCUCUGCCUCCUCGGAGCUACAUGUCACUACUGGAGAAGGAUGGUGAGAGACCCCCUGCUCUGGAGGUUUUUCUUACUCAGAGAUCUGCCUUUCUGGAACUCCAUCGAUCACUUAAGCAUGCCUCAACUGGAGCUACUGCAUGCUCCUCUGAUUGAUGAGAAGCAGAGCCUGGAUGAUCGAGAAGAAGGGGUCGACACUGAACCUAAAGUUGACUACAUGGCAGAGUACCUCAGAGGCUCCCCCUCCUGCAGGCAGCAAUGGCUUCCCUCUGUAGCGCCCUACAAAGUGGUCACUUCCUUCCUUCAGUCUCUGGUGGUGUCAGCUGAACCACGCUACGCCAUGUUUGGACCUGGUAUGGAGCAGCUGGACAUGUCCUUCGUCAUGCGGCUCAUGCAUUCUCCAGAUGUGCUUCCUGUGUCAGGCUCAGGCCCACCUCGCAGACAGAUCGAUGGUAUUGGUUCUGGUAUCAGUUACAUGUUCAACAACCAGCACAGUUUCAACAUUCUGACACUGUACUCAACAAAUAGGGCUGAAAGAGAAAGGGCCAGGACCCAGCAUCAGAACGUCGACAACAAGCUCUUCACAGUGGAAGUAGAUAACUCUGGAGUCACGACGUACAGUCCGACUCCACAUGUACAGCGGGUGUGUCAGGUGGUCGACGGCUUCAUCUACGUGGCCAAUGCUGAGAGAGCAGAUCAUGCUGAGAAUGAGCCGGCUCAGAUCCAGGCUUUAUUGAGCUCAUCAUGGGGCUCUACAUCCAGGCCGCUGUUGGUGCUGUCCUGUGUCUCCAGAGAGGACAGAGGACCAGAGGUACAGCCUGGUGUGAAUGCUACUACAAACAGAGUGCCCUGUGUUUACAUGGCAAAGAGACUGGAGCUGACCACAUUGGAUAACCCCUGGAUGGUCCAGGAUGUAGUGGUAGAAUCACUAUCAGGUCUUCUGGAUGGCAUUUCCUGGUUAUUGAGGUGCUCCGGUGUCAAACUACACAAUAGAUAGUUUUUACACAUAGACAUAUUUACUACUAAAGAUUCAAAAUAAAGUAGAUAAAACACAUCCAAACUGAAAGUAGGAUAUAAAGGGGGAGUGUAAACUAAAUAUUCAAUUGGACAACCUUGACUUAUCUGGAGAUAGCAUUGUCAUUUUUUUGUGAGUUUUUCAUCAUUACUGAACAAAUCCUGUGGACAUGUUUUUGCACUAUAUACUUUGUGCACUUUUUUGUCACUUUUUGUAAAAUUGUAUGAAGUAGAUUCUAUGUAAAAUUCUUUUUCUAUAAUUAUUGUGAUUGUUUUAUUUUUAGCAUUGAAAUCCAUAUAUUUAUUUACAUUCUAAUGCUGUUCGAAUAACAUGAUUUUGGCACACAGUCAGGAGGUAUGUACCGCAAAUGACACCUUAGAGAAACUGAAUUUGCUUUCAGCUCUGCAGGCUCAUGAGGCUUUCAGCUCUUCUCACAAUGGGAGACGCUUUCAGUUAAUGGCGCUCACCAAAUCCUAUCAGACUAAAAAAUCUCUCGUACAAUCAGAAUUUUAUUUCUGACUUCAGAUGACAAGUUAAUGCACUUUUGGGAACUGAGCAUUGUUCUAGUCCCUACAUAGCAAAAAAAAAGUCUGACCUUUACCUCCUCCACAGAAUCCCUCCUUUAAUCGUAAUAAUUACUUUCACAGAUGCCUUUUAGAAAUGAAAAGGACCAUGAUUGGUGCAAUUUAUAUGCAUUAAACUAGUUGGAGGCGGCUGAUAAUGCCACUAUGAAAUUACGUCUUGACAAAACGUGAAAGUGAGUUUAGCUUUCGUUUCCUAUGAACCAUGUUUAUUUAAACACAUUUUGUAAAUAAAUGGGUUUGUUACCUGGGAACUGGUUUUAAGGGCAGGUUCAGAUGCCAGAGAAAACAUUGACAAAGCCUCUGAUAUUGCACUCUGAUCCUGAGUUAGGAUGGACCCACCGGUGAGAUGAGCAGCUAGGAUCUGGAUGUUUUGUGCAGUUAUUUGGGUCACAAGCCCACUCCCGGUUUGUUUAUACACAAAGUAACAUUCAGUUUGUCUCUGACGCAGCAACGACAAGGGUGUGGGGUCGUGGGUUAUGUUUUGGAACGGACGCAAGUGCUAGACUCCCAGCUGCACAAUCACAAAGCGCCCCAUGGGGAUUACAAGUCACAAGAUCUUCAAAUGGACUGACCCGGGACAGUGCAUAUAAAUCUUGGGUGGGCCUUCAUGAAGUGAGUAAAAAUAGUUUGAUUAGUACAGUAAAUAUAAUUAGGGGUGGGUGAUAGAGCAAAAAAUAUAUCUUGUUCUUUUCAGAGCCAGAUCACUAUUUAAAUUUUUUAUCUCAAUUCAUGAACACUUCUUUUGCCUUUAUAUGGUAAAGCAGGGCUGUCCAAACUACAGCCCAGGGGCCAAACGCGGCCCUCAGAUCUAUUUUUGUUGGCCCUUAUGCCUCCUCCUAAAUAAGCCCAAUUGAUCAGGAAGUAUUUUUUACUACAAACUGAAGAGAUUCUACUUCUAUAACCCAAAUAACAUCAAAUUGCAUUGUGACACAGACCUAAAAAUAAUCUUCCAAGUCUUAUUAAAAGUACAACGUCUCUGUCAAACCUGUGUUUAAUGCAACAUUUGACUCUCUGUAUCAACACUGGUCUGUGGCCCUCCGCUCCAAAUGUGCUUCAGUAUACGGCCCUCAGUGAAAAAAGUUUGGAAAACCCUGUGGUAAAGUAACCCGCACCUUCUGAAACCUCAUACUUGACUAUGAUUGGUUAAAUCCAGCUGUCACUCACUCAGAGCUUUACAGAGGGUAACAAAUAGGAAAGGGUGUGGGAAGAGGUUUUGAGAGUGCACUAGCCUCCUCUAGAAUGGUCAAUGCACCCCCAUAGUUCCCCAAAAGAUUUUUGUCCACAUCCAGUCUUUACUAACAUGUUCAAAAUGAGACUCAAGUAAAAAAAAAAAAAUGCAUAAUAGCUUUUAUAAAUCACUAC
Molecule: messenger RNA, 3274 nt
Organism: Periophthalmus magnuspinnatus
Lineage: Eukaryota; Metazoa; Chordata; Actinopteri; Gobiiformes; Gobiidae
Gene: fbxo4
Product: F-box protein 4
Exons: 7
Coding region: 117-1310 (397 amino acids)
Biological process (GO): protein polyubiquitination; SCF-dependent proteasomal ubiquitin-dependent protein catabolic process
Cellular component (GO): SCF ubiquitin ligase complex
Molecular function (GO): protein binding
Source: RefSeq, a predicted model, not a curated record